GGAACUUCCGCCUGAGCCCCAGCAACCGCUUUGGUCUAUCGUGUGGAAUGUUGGGUAAGCUGCGUGCUGGCUUCGGCGCGGGUCGCAGGGCGUCCAUACGGCGGAGUCCUUCGUCCUCUAGGGUCCCUGCACUUUGCGUCAGCUAGAACCACUAUCUUUGCACUCCUGGAGUUUUCUUACAUAUCUGCUUUCCUCAAAAUGAGUGUUUGUGUCAGUUUCUUCAGACCCUUCACCAGGUUUUUGGUGCCAUUUACCCUUCAUAGGAAGAGAAAUAAUUUAUAUUCAACAAUUUUGCCGAGGUACAUAUCCUCCAAAAUACCAGCUGUUACUUCUCCUAAUAAUGAGAGUACACCCCCUUCUGAAGAGCUAGAAUUGGAUAAGUGGAAAACUACCAUGAAAUCUAGUGUGCAAGAAGAAUGUGUUUCAACAGUCUCAAGCAGUAAGGAUGAAGAUCCUCUAGCUGCCACCAGAGAGUUCAUUGAGAUGUGGAGAUUGCUUGGCAAAGAAGUACCAGAACACAUCACUGAAGAAGAGCUCAAAACCAUUAUGGAAUGUGUUUCUAAAACAGCAAAAAAAAAAUAUUUAAAAUAUUUAUAUUUGAAGGAAAAACACAAAAAAGCUAAGCAAAUAAAAAAGGAAAUGAAAGCAGCAGCAAGGGAAGCAGCAAAAAAUGUCAAGCUGCUGGAAACCACUGAGGAAGAUAAACAGCAAAACUUUCUAUUCUUACGACUUUGGGAUAGGAAUAUAAACAUUGCAAUGGGUUGGAAGGGUGCCCAGGCCAUGCAGUUUGGACAACCUUUGGUUUUUGACAUGGCUUACGAAAAUUAUAUGAAACCAGAAGAAUUGCAGUAUACUAUUUCCCAGCUUUUAGAAAGUGAAGGAUGGAACAGAAGAAAUGUUGAUCCUUUCCAUAUUUAUUUCUGCAAUCUAAAAACAGAUAGUGCUUAUCACAGAGAGUUGGUUAAACGGUAUGAAGAAAAAUGGGACAAACUGCUUUUAACAGCAACAGAAAAGUCUCAUGUAGAUUUAUUUCCAAAGGACAGUAUUAUCUAUUUAACUGCAGAUUCUCCCAAUGUUAUGACUACUUUCAGGCAUGACAAAGUUUAUAUAAUUGGGUCUUUUGUUGAUAAGAAGAUGCAGCCAGGCACAUCCCUAGCCAAGGCAAAACGGCUGAAGCUGGCAACUGAAUGCCUUCCAUUAGAUAAAUAUUUACAAUGGGAUACUGGUAACAAAAAUCUCACCUUAGAUCAAAUGAUGCGUAUUUUGUUAUGUCUGAAAAACACUGGUAGUUGGGAAGAGGCUCUGAAAUUUGUUCCCCAGAGAAAACAUACUGGUUUUCUGGAGAUUUCUCAGGAUUCUCAAGAGUUUAUCAACAGAUUGAAGAAGGCAAAGACUUUUAAUUCAUUUUCAAAAGGUUCUCUAAAUGUGUGUGCACAGAAGAAGUGGCUCAAAUGAGAACAUUUCAUGGCCUAAAAAGUAAAUGGGUUGGAAAUACAGUUCUGUUAAUAUAUUUCUUCCCAAAUAAUACAUUUUUCUCUUCUAAAGGUAGUUUUUCCCAACUGACUGUAGGGUUGUGUCUUUUCCCAAUUAAAUAUCUGCAGAACUUUGGGAUUAUACUUUGUUUACUGUAAAAAGAUAAUAAGUAAAAAGAAUUGUCCAAGAUUGUUGAACAGAAUCAUCUUUAAAUUAUCCCAAAUAAAUAGUUGUACCAUUGGUAGACUUUUUUAUGGAGGUUCCUAGAGGGUGGUGCCCUGGGGAGGGCUUGGAAGCUCUGCACCCCUUCCCCCAUACCUUUCCCUGUGCAUCUCUUCAUCUGUAUGUUUUGUAAUGUUUUUUAUAGUAAACUAGUAAAUGUGUUUGCUUCAA
Molecule: messenger RNA, 1866 nt
Organism: Mandrillus leucophaeus (drill)
Lineage: Eukaryota; Metazoa; Chordata; Mammalia; Primates; Cercopithecidae
Gene: TRMT10C
Product: tRNA methyltransferase 10 homolog C (S. cerevisiae)
Exons: 2
Coding region: 199-1455 (418 amino acids)
Biological process (GO): positive regulation of mitochondrial translation; mitochondrial tRNA 5'-end processing
Cellular component (GO): nucleus; nucleoplasm; mitochondrion
Molecular function (GO): tRNA binding
Source: RefSeq, a predicted model, not a curated record